This is a messenger RNA of Dibothriocephalus latus, 291 nucleotides long. The record is from the annotation of a GenBank genome assembly. NCBI's taxonomy places the organism in Eukaryota, Metazoa, Platyhelminthes, Cestoda, Diphyllobothriidea, Diphyllobothriidae.
AUGGAUGAAUUCGAACGCAGCGGUAAAGGCAACAAAGCAGAUGGCCGUUGGUUGUUGGUUGCUAUGGCGGGAUUCAAGGAUCCGUCUCAGUGUGAAUAUCUGAUCCACACAUCCACGCCCAGCACGAAAUCCGGCCUGCUUGGGUCGCGUCCUGGAGUCGCGCACGGACUGGAACCGUCUGAGGAGAAUAAUAGCGAAAAUCUUCGCAGCAAUGUUGAUGAGGCUUAUGCGGCGGUAGUUCUCACAUUUUGUCUUGUCUCCCUUCUUGCGCACAGGCACAAGGAUGCCUGA